AUGGGCCCCAAGCGGCCCAAGUCCGCCCGCGACUCUCCGGGGCGCCGACCCUCCGCACUCCCGAGCUGGGAGGCCGAGCUGGUGUCCGCCCCCUUCGAGGAGGAUGACUGGAAGCCUAGCAUCGCUUUCGUUGUUGGGACCAAGAUGGAGGAUGAAAUCCACAUUCAGGCCCUGUCUAUGGCUGUGCGGGUGCCACAGCGAAAACUCUUCAGCAUAAUAACCCAUGAAGACAUUUUCAGACAGAUCACAGAAUGUGGGAGUCAAAAGGGAAAAAAGGUUAAGGAUGGGCCCAUGUACUAUGAGGUAAUAGAAUUAGCCAAAGCCAUUCUGGAUGGGGGUGCAGAAAUUCCUGUUACACUAACUGGAAAGCUGUUGAAAUUUCAACUGCUUUGUCUCAAACAGAAGGACCUUCAGAGAAGAGAAGCUGAAAAGAAGGCAGAACAGCAACAAAAAGAAAAAGAAAAAGCUAAACCUCCUGACAAAGCAGCUGAAAAAGAAAGUAAAGGAAAAAAGUCAGCAGCCCCAGCCCCUGCUAAAAAGGACACCAAAUUGAAACAACGACAUGGAGAAGUGGAAGAGAAAGACCAAUACAUUGAUGAUGAACCAGAUGAUGGUGCCCAUCAUUACUUUAUAAUUUUGGAUUUCCACAACCUUCAGCUGUUACCUGUAAUGGCUGAGCUUGGAAUUAACAUUUCAAGUGUAAUUCAAAUUUCUUCUGAGAAUUACAAGCCAUUGCAGAUACACUUGGAAGAAACUACACUUCAAAGAGAGCCUUUAAUUUCAUCUGAAGAAACAGAGAAAAUAAAGGAAGAUGAAGCUAACAAAGACCUGGAAACAUUUUGGAAAUACCUGGAGCCAGUUCUGAACAGUGGAAAGCAUGGAUCAAGUCUCUAUGAUGUUGCCAGGCUCCAUCACCUAGUUAAGGAAAGUGACUUUCCCACUGAUUGGUCUGACAAGGAAAUGCUGCUUGCAUUUGGUACUGUGCUGUUUGAACACAUUGCUCGUUUGAUGUAUGAUUGCCUGGACUGGAAAAGGCAGCAUUGCAACUACUUGGAAAACACCAACUUUAUUAAUGUGCCUACGUUAUCAGAGAGCAAAUCACCACAACAAUCUGUAACUGAGGUUGAACCAGCAUCACACAUGACCCCUCCAAAGAAAAAAGGGAAAGCAGAAGAAGUUCUGCCAACAGAAAUUUUGUCACAGGCUGAAGAAACUUCUUUUUUGUCUCCUUCCGUGGACAUGAGGUUUUACAAUGACUUGCUGAGUCAGAUUCCCGAGGAAUACUUUUCUGUACCUUUAAUGCUGAGCUGCAUGUUGGAACAGGUUAUUGCGAGUGAAGAAGACCUUACACCACCUAGUCUGGUGGUACAAGAGCCUCAGGCAGAUGGGUUUCGUCGUGCCAUUGCAGAUCAUAUAGUCUCUGUUCUUCCUUCUCUUUCGCUUUCUUUGAGUGAAAAGAAGAAUCUAUAUGACUACUUUUCUUCUAAGUGCAGUGAAGAAAAGACUGUCACCCCCCAGUACCCUCUCUUAUUUAACUACCAUGAUACCCUGGCUCAGCGGUUGCACCUGCUGAAGGCCCAGGAGAACUUAAAUCCGGAAAAUAUUGAGCGUGAAAUGAUGAAUAAACUGCCUCUUACAGAACUUACCCAUUUCACCCUUCCUUCAACUAAAAAUAACCCUAAACACUUGGCCAGAGUUCAUGAGCUCAUGCAUUAUUGUACCAGUGAACUUCUGAGUUGGGCUGAAGUAGAAAGAGCCUUUAGAGUAUUUACUUUUGAAAGCCUGAAGCUGACCUGGCUGAGUGACUCUGGUUUCCUGGAGAGCUCUGGAUCUAUGGUUGGAGGGAAUUCUGAAGUGUCUUGUAUCCCUUGGGAUAAUCCAGACAUGUUUGCAAGACAGCUGAGGCAACUCUUCCUUAUGGAAAAGAAGCUUAAUGGAAAAUCUCCAAGAGGCUCCGGGCAUACAGAAAUAAAUGGCAAAGAUGGAAGAGAUGGUCUGGCUGAUCCUCUUUUGAACAAAGAAUUAGAUCUUCCUGUUUCUGAUAUGGUGAGUCUGGAAAAUUACUUAGAAGAAAUAAAAAAGAUACAGCAGCGUUGCUUGACAGACUGGAAUUUUGAGGAGCAUUUUCAACCACAUGUUCUUCUUCAGGUUCUUCAUACAGCAUCUCAAGAAUAUAGAUGUAUUGAUACCUUUUAUCAUAACCAAGAUAACUCUUUGUUAAUGGUUUUUCACAAUCCUAUGAAUCAAUAUCGUCUGUGCCAAGAGACUUGGGAUAUUGCAUUGCACUCUAAUGUUGGAUUCAGGAAUUAUCUCGAGCUGGUGGCUAACUCAAUUGAGGACUGGGUGAGAGAGGAAGAAGCUAAAUACCAAGAAGAGAAGAUGGGCAAAACAUCAGGACCUGAGAGCAUAAGAGAAUCUCAAUCCAACAAUGGAGAAAGUCCCAUUAUCAGAGAAGAUUCUUUAAAGGCUUGGAAGAAGGAGCAGGACCGCUUACGAGAGGAAGAAACAAAAGGAAAGACAGAAAAUUUGGGAAGUAAAAAGAAAGGACAGGAGAUAAUAGAUGGAGAGUGUAAAGAUUCCAAAGAGAAGUCUGAAAAUGAGCCAACAAAAGCCUCUGAACUUCAGGAGGAUCACAGCAUUCCAGAACCAUGUUCUGAGAAAGUUUAUAAGUUUCAUGGCUACAAUACAGGGGAGGAUGUAAUUCAGAUAUCAGGAACCAAUCAAUAUCUCUUCCCAUCCGACGGAGGACAGAUUCAAGUAGAGAAGAUAGAGUUUGUAAAAGGUCUAACUUUGGUAAAGGUGAAAGUGAUAAAAGACAACCACAAUUUCUUCAUUCAUAUCACAGAUCCUAAGAAAAACUUGGAAGAAGCUGAAGUGCAAGAAAUUAAUGAAGAAGAGAAAAUUAGAUCAGGAAAAAUAAAAAAUCAAAAGAAAGCUGUGAGCAAGUUUGGAUCUUUUUCAGCCACCUUGGAAAAUGGAAUCCAGCUGUCCCUAAGCUAUUAUGGACCUACAGGGAAGACAGCAGAUGAUGAAAACGGUGAUAUCUUAGCAAGAAUUCUGGACAUCCCUUCUGUUCAUAUUCCGACCAUAAUUCCGACAGAAGUGGCUCCCAUUACACCAGCUUUGGGAAAAAAAGAUAAGUCCGACAAACAAAAGUCAGGAAAAUCUCAGCCUUCUACAAAAGCAAACCGUAGCAAAAUAGACCCUUCAUCGUCUGAUGACCUGGUACAGCAAGAAGAAGUAAAGAUGGAAAUGGAAGAACCAGCUCCCCAAAUACAAGAGAUAUCAGAUGUUCUUGCUUUUCCGAGUUUGAAUGUCUCCUGUCCCAAUGGACUUGUAUUAAGUUUCCUUGGUGAAAGCUUUGAAGAUUUGAAAGAUGAAGCCACUACCACUGAAGAGAAAGAGGUGGUAAAGGAAAGUGAGGCCAAAGCAGAUGAAGCAAAGGAGGAAGAGGUUGAGGAAAAUGAGGCCAAAGCAGAUGAAGCAAAGGAGGAAGAGGUUAAGGAAAGUGAGGCCAAAGCAGAUGAAGCAAAGGAGGAAGAGGUUAUGGAAAGUGGAGAGAAGGAGCAUGAGGUUUCAGAAGGUGAAAUAGAGCACAAAGACACUGAAAGAAAAAAGGCCAAGCAGCCUACUCUGGAAAUUCUGGUUAGACAGAGUUAUCCCCAAAAGGUAAAGAACUCCCAGCUUUAUACACCUGUGGCAAGGCAAACAGAACAAGAGGUGUCAAGAGUCAUCACUAGGCAAGGAACUGUCAUGAAGUACCUGAUGGAUGGAUCUACCCAGAUUCUGUUUGCUGAUGGCACAGUGAGUAGGAGCCCCGACUCUGGUCCUGUCCUACCACCAUCUACAAUUCCAGAUAACAUACAACCAUUACCAGAAUCAGAGCUUUUACAUGAGACCAGGAUUAAGAAAGGAAAACACAGUGGCAAAAACAUGUCACACCCAACCAAGGAUGAGUUGUUUGAAAAUACUGUUCAGGAUCUGGUUAAUUCUGAGGAACCUAAGGCAGGAACCUGGAUAACAACAACUCCAUUAGGCAUUCAAGUGGGCACUGAGGGUGGAAAGAGAAUGGAUCUGAAGCCACUCUUCAUGUAUCAGGCAACAGACCCAGCUGAUGAGACGGUUAUGACUGUACGAGAUGAUGAAGUGAUAAUUGUUGAGAAGCUGGAUGGUAGCAAAGUAGUAGAUCAUGCUGAUGGUACCAGGAUCACAACUUUUUAUAAAAAAUGUGAAUGCCGUUUUGUACCAGAUGGUGGUGAGGAAACAGAUGAACCCUCAAAAACCACCCCAAAGAAGGUGAAGUGUGUGCGAGUAGAGAAUCCUGAGUUUGCUACUGUUAUAACAAAUUGUGAGGAUGGUACCUGUUGUACCAUCUUUGGAGAUGGGACAUCUAUUCUAGCAAAGCCACGGGGAACAUAUCAGGUUUUACCCAUCAAGACAGGCUCUCUUUUCAUUGAUGAAGAUUGCUCAGCAAUUUAUACCCAUGAAGUUUAUGAUUUCGUCAGCAAGAACGAGGAGAAACAAGCAGGGAGAUACAUUAUGAAACACACUUCUAGUACUAUUUGUGAGAUGGUGGAUCCUGAAGGAAAUACUUUCAAGGUCAUGGCUGAUGGCAGCACAAAUGUGUGUGUUCCCAGCACUUGCUCUAAUGACAAGGAGGACAGAAGUUCAGCAGCAGUAUUCCAAGAAGUUGACAAACCCAUCACUUAUGAUGAGCAUGCCCCCAGGUUUUUCACUGUCUAUGAGGAUGGUUCUGGAACUGAGCUCCUGCGGAGCCGGGAUGUACACACAUAUCUGGUUGAGGCCUGUAGUGAUCCUGCCACUGCAAUCUUGCAGGAUCCUGUACAAGAACAUCCAGGUGUUUUAAGUAUUACUAUCCUCCACCCUAUGACUGACGCCUCCCCCUGGGUAAUGAAGAAAGAACCAGAGAGUAUUGUUCCUCCAAAUCUUCGGUCAGAACCAGAGAGUAUUGUUCCUCCAAAUCUUCAGUCAGAACCAGAGAAUAUUGUUCCUCCAAAUCUUCAGUCAGAACCAGAGAAUAUUGUUCCUCCAAAUCUUCAGUCAGAACCAGAGAAUAUUGUUCCACCAAAUCUUCAGUCAGAACCAGAGAAUAUUGUUCCACCAAAUCUUCAGUCAGAACCAGAGAAUAUUGUUCCACCAAAACUUCAGUCAGGGACUGAGGAAGCAUCUUCUCCUCUUGAGAGGAAGAUCACAGAUCCCUCAGUCAGAACGUGUAUUUGGAAGGGUCUCUGCAUUGGAUCUGCAGAGCAGUCAUCCUUACCAGUACCUGUGCGUAAAUGUCCUAAUAACCUGGUAAUCCGUCAGCUAUUCCAGUAUAAGCCACUCAGUGAUGAACUAAGAGAAAAGCUGCAUCUUUCCCUCAAGGAAUAUAUGGACAACAUUUUAAAGCAUGAAAAUGAGCUGGAAGAGAUGAAUGUGAAAGAACCAAGAACAGAAGAGGAAAAGGAGAAUGCUGAAAGUCUCCUUGAACUGGUUACAUCCUUCCCUAACUGGGAGAAGUCAAUUGAAAAUCUCAGUGAUAGAGCUCAUGUGAGUGAGCUGUAUGAACAGGCUUCUCAUCACACAAAGAAGAUAAUCACUACACAAAGAGAGGACCAACAGCAGCAGUUAAGCCCAGAAGGAGUAACACCAAUGUCCAAGUGGCCAAGCAGAUUGGAACAGCACAGGAAAGAACUUGAUGAAGAAAAGGAGACCUUAAUGGCAAUAAGAAACAAAAGAUUUCUUCCAUAUUUUGAGUCAGAAUUCAGCAAAGAAUUUUUCGAAAAAAAGUUUCCUGAUGUGGAAGCACUGUGCAUGGAACUUCCUCCAGUUCAAAAAAAAGAAAGUGUGACUUUCCCUCCAGACACAAUUAAAAAACCCAGUAGAGCAGCUGAACUUCUUGAUACUAUAAGUGAUUCAUCACUUUUGCCUGGCCUUCUGCUGCAAGCUCCUUCCAAACAAAAUGAAAGUUCCAGCAUCACAACAGACCUAAACAAGGCUGCAAGAACAGAAGAGGCACCCUUUCAACAUAAAGUUCAAAGUCUGACAGUGAAUGCUGCAGGACAGACAAGAAAAGAGAAAGUAAUAUUACCGUCAUCCCUUCAGGGGACAAAACCAAACUCCAUACCAAAUAAAAAGAUAGAAGAUCCUGUGGCAGGAAAGAUCAAAACAUCUUCUCUUGCAACAACAAGACAGGAUCUUAACGGCUUCCAUCUCAUCCCACCCAGAGUGACAUUCGGAGUGUUAAAGGAAGGCUGCACCUAUGCAACCACUGUAAUCAUGAAGAACGUCGGUGUGAACUUCUCAAGGUUUCGGGUGAAGCAGCCGCCUCCAUGCACAGGACUGAGAGUGAUGUACACACCAGCACCUGUGGCGGCAGGCUUGGAGGUUGAACUGGAGAUAGAGAUUUUUGCCAUGGUAAUUGAAGGGAAAGAUACUGGUGGCCUUGAAGAAGUUUCCCAUGAUAUUGAAAUAUUAACAGAAACAGACACUCUUCUCCUGCCUGUGAAAGCAACUGUGUUAACCAAUGACAUUUAUGAGUGCCGCCCAGAAGGAUACCCUCAAGGAGGGAUGGCAGCAACAGUCCGGGCAGUUCCUACAAGCCCCAAGCCACGGCUACGGAUUACACUACCCCGAAAGCCUUCUAGUUAAUGUUAGAGCCCUAGAAGAAUAACAUGAGGAUCAACAGCACUGAAAUACCUGAAUUUUAGUCCAACGGUAGAGAAACAUCCCAGUGUAGGCUUUUUCAUUUACUUAAUCAGAUUAAGUGUGAAUAAAUAUUUUUCCUGUUCCCUAUUAAUGGGAAAAGUGGUCCCAAAA
Molecule: messenger RNA, 6819 nt
Organism: Pipra filicauda (Wire-tailed manakin)
Lineage: Eukaryota; Metazoa; Chordata; Aves; Passeriformes; Pipridae
Gene: SPAG17
Product: sperm associated antigen 17
Exons: 48
Coding region: 1-6651 (2216 amino acids)
Biological process (GO): epithelial cilium movement involved in extracellular fluid movement; axonemal central apparatus assembly
Cellular component (GO): axonemal central apparatus
Source: RefSeq, a predicted model, not a curated record